Podospora anserina S mat+ is the source of this 777-nucleotide messenger RNA. RefSeq lists its product as uncharacterized. The annotation marks the transcript as partial. The transcript has a single exon. The record is from RefSeq and is a predicted model, not a curated record. Lineage: Eukaryota; Fungi; Ascomycota; Sordariomycetes; Sordariales; Podosporaceae.
CCCCCAAACUCGACCCCACCAAACCGACCCUCCCCCCUCACCUCCCAAAAGAAACCCCCAUCCCACCCCAGGACAAUCCCCGACUUCUCCUUUUCCCGCCCACCCCUAUCCCACACCUCCCAACCCCAAGCCCAAACCGCCAUCCCCCCUUCCCAACCAGUCCCACUAGACUUCGACUCCAACCCCGACGUCCUAGCCCUCAAAUCAGCAAUCUCCAUCCUCCAACUCCAGCGCCAACGCGCCCGAGCAGACAUCCAAUCCCUCCACAAAGCCAAACUCUCCGCCCUCUCCGACCCAGCCUCCUUUGUCGCAGACCUCACAACCGGAAUGGUUGGCCAAAGGGAAGAGGGCCUAUUCGGGGGAUCACCGCCAUCCGACUCUGACUCUGACGACUCCGACGAGGACACUAAGAAGCAAGAUGGAGAGGAGAAGGAAAAGGAGCCAGCAUGGAGGACGUUACCCAAACCACAAACUGUCGUCCGAUGCCCGCCUAUAAACUGGAAUCAGUACGUAAUCGUGGGCGAGAGUUUGGAUAAGUUACAUGCUGAACAGCUCAAGGCGCCGACGCCGGGGGUUCCGGUUGUGAUGACGGGGGGGUCAAACCAGGGGACGGCCGGGAGGUUCGAGUUUACGGCUGGGCAGCAGGGUGGUGGUGGUGGAGGUGCUGGAGGGGGUUUGGUGGGGAGUAAUCAGCCGCAGAAGUUGGUCGGGAUCGCGGCGCCGUAUGUGCCGGGGAGGGACAAGAUUGAGAAGAAGAGGGGAGGGAAACGGUCGUGA